This is a messenger RNA of Verticillium alfalfae VaMs.102, 5673 nucleotides long. Its product is annotated as TATA-binding protein-associated factor MOT1. The coding region runs from base 1 to 5631 and encodes 1876 amino acids. NCBI's taxonomy places the organism in Eukaryota, Fungi, Ascomycota, Sordariomycetes, Glomerellales, Plectosphaerellaceae. The transcript is spliced from 2 exons. The record is from RefSeq and is a predicted model, not a curated record. Gene Ontology annotation, molecular function: TBP-class protein binding; ATP-dependent chromatin remodeler activity; ATP binding.
AUGGCAUCAAGGAUCCUUGAGACGGGAAGCACUCGUCUCAUUCGAGACACGGCCGUGAGCCAACUUGCCGAUUGGCAGAAACAGCACCCAGACGAGCUCUUCAAUCUUCUUUCUAGGGUUGUUCCGUAUCUUCGUCACAAAGACUGGGAGACCAGGUCAACAGCAGCCAAGGCCAUCGGCAAGAUCGUUGAAAAUGCCCCCUUUUACGAUCCCAAUGAGGACGAGGACGAUGUUCCACCACCAGCGCCCAAGGACGAUGAAAAUGGCGCGGUGAAGAAGGAGGAGGAGCAGGACUCGUCCUUCGCCGAAGACGAGCUGUUCAAGCUGGACUCACUGAACCUCGAUAACAUUCUGAACUUUGGCCGCGAACUGGUCAGAGGCGGCUCCGUUGAGUACAACCUGGCGGCGUUGGACCCCCAAUCUCGACUUGCUCACCAAAAAAAGACGUUGAACGGACGGCUCGGACUCCUAGGUCGGAGAUUUGAGGACGAAGAGAUGCCCAUCAUUAUUGAGAAGGAUCCCAGUCCAUCGACACCACACGACCACAGCAAUGGUAACGGCCUGUCACGGAGCGACAGCAAUGCUGCUGGGCAGGGCCAGUCCACAGAGGAGUCAGGCUUGAGCUCACGACAGCUCAACGUUCUGAAGCGCAAGCGGAAGCGAGAAGCCCAAAAGGCUGCCAAGGGUGGUUUUGGCGAUUUGUCCAUACGGAGGACGGCCACUGCAGGCUCUGAAGGCCUUGCAGACGAUACGCCCAUGCCCGAGGCUGAAUCAAAAAAGAGCGACUACUUCAGCUUAGAGCGACCCGCAGAUGUUGAUGAGGACACCAAGGUUGUCAGCGAGUUCAAAGGCCCCGUUCUGCCUAUCAAGUCGGAGCUAGAAGCCGAGGACACCAUGGAAGGCACAGAAUGGCCCUACGACAGGUUGUGUGACUUUCUCAAGAUUGACAUAUUCGAUCCUACCUGGGAGACACGUCAUGGAGCGGCCAUGGGCCUUCGCGAAGUCAUUCGAGUACAUGGCGCAGGUGCAGGCAGGAUGCGGGCCAAGUCGCGCCAGGAGAACGACAAACUCAACAAAGCAUGGCUCGAUGACCUCGCUUGCAGGCUGGCCUCUGUGCUGAUGCUCGACCGCUUCACAGAUUACAGCUCCGACAUGUCUGUUGCCCCAAUUCGGGAAUCUAUCGGCCAGACUAUGGGUGCCGUGCUUCGCCACGUUCCGCCAGAGUGUGUGCAUGAUAUUUACAAGGUCUUGUUCCGCAUGGUCAUGCAAACCGACCUAAGCGUCGGCAAGGUCUGGGCUGUUUGCCACGGAGGCAUGGUUGGUCUGAGAUAUGUCGUCGCAGUCAGGAAAGACUUGCUCCUCGAGGACGGCGAGAUGAUCGACGGCGUCAUAUCUGCUGUUAUGAAGGGCCUUCAGGACCAAGACGACGAUGUGCGUUCCGUCAGCGCAGCAACACUACUACCUAUGGCCCAGGAAUUCGUCACCAUGAGGCCUGCCGCCAUCGAUGGCCUCAUCAACAUUGUCUGGGGCAGCCUCCAGGAUCUAGGUGACGACCUCAGCGCCAGCACAGGCAAGAUUAUGGAUCUCCUUGCCACGCUGUGCAGCUUCCCCGAGGUGCUGCAGGCAAUGCAAACAUCCGCCGACACAGAUGAGGAACGGACUUUCAACGUUCUUGUCCCCAGACUCUAUCCUUUCCUCCGCCACACCAUUACUUCAGUUCGACUUGCUGUUCUGAAGGCUCUGAUGACCUUUAUUGGGUUGGAAAAGCAGCGUUCCAGUGGAUGGCUCGGAGAGAAGCUUCUGCGACUUAUCUUCCAGAACGUAUUGGUCGAGAGGGAUAGAGAGACUCUCAAGAUGUCCCUAGAGGUCUGGUCGUCACUCAUUACAUCUCUCGCCCAAAAUCCUACAGAACUUGCCGACGCCGCGUCAGUUGAGCCCAUGAUGCAACUGGCUCUACACCCCAUUGGCGUGUCUCGCAAUCCAAUUCCUAUGAAUGCCACGCUCUUCCAGAAACCCUCAGGUGGCACAUAUACAAAUGCCGCCAUGCCCGUGGCCCCAGUCAGGAAAGCGGCCUCGCCAGACGGAGAACGGGCAUCUAAGCGUCGGCGGAAGUCCACCAAGGUCGAUGAUGCUCCUGUUGCCACUCAUACUCACGAUGUCGACGGCCACAUGAUGCAAGGCGAUGUCGACCUUGUUGGCAUGGAUACCUUGAUCCGGUCGAGAAUGUCAGCUGCAAAGGCCAUAGGCUUACUCAUGGCGCACAUUCCUGUCGACAGGCUUGUCGAAUACGAGCAACAUAUUCUACCUGCUCUUGCUUCGCCCUUCUCGUCGACAGAGCUCACUGCAUGUGUUGUCAUUGAGGAAUACGCAAAGAACUGUGCCGGCGAGGUCUCGCCACGCUUCACCAAGCCAGUGCAGAGCAUUAUCGAAACAGAACGACCCUCCCACUAUAGGGAUCUAGUCAGCUACAUGCACCGCGUGCGGUCUCAGUGCUCACAACUGCUUAACAUGUUUAGAGACCAUGGCAAAGUAUCGAGCAGCAAGCUGCCCACCCUCGCUGUCGUCGUACAGGGCGAGGCAGAAGCCGGACCUGGCGCGUUCUCGGUCGCUGUGGCCGAGAAGGUCGUCAACGAGGACUUCGACAAACUCAAGAAGGCUAUGUCACCCGGCCAGCGUCUUGUUGCAAGUCAGAUGCUGGCUGAGUCCCGAGAUGUUACAACCACAGCCAUUACGGAUGCAAAGUCAGCAAAAGACGCCAGGGAUGUGCGUGUCAAGGCUGCCGCUGCCUGCGCACUUGUCGCCAUCAAGGCGCUGCCCAAGAAACCCAGCCCCCUCAUCAAGGGCGUCAUGGACAGCAUCAAGACUGAGGAAAACCACGAGCUUCAAAGCCGUUCUGCCAACACAAUUGCAAGACUCAUUCAGCUCUUCACCGAGAUGGGACGCAAGGGCCCUGCUGAGAAGGUCGUAUCAAAUCUCGUCAAGUUCUCUUGCGUUGAGGUUGCCGAAACUCCAGAGUUCCCCGUACAUGCAGCCAAGACGAAUUGCAUCUUGUCAAUGCAGAAGGAGGAAGAUAGGGUUGACCAUCCUGACGCUGCGAAAUGGGCCAAGGAAGCCAAGGCAGCGCGCAUCACGCGGCGCGGCGCAAAGGAGGCUCUCGAGAUCCUGUCAAGGAAUUACGGCGCCGAUCUGCUCACUACCGUGCCUGUCUUGAGGGUGUUUAUGGAGGAGCCCCUUGUCAAGGCCUUCUCGGGCGAUCUGCCCGCCGAAGCAAAGAAUGCUGAGGAGACUUUUGGCCAGGAGAUUGUGGACGCCAUGUCCCUCAUCCGAACCCUCAUGCCAACUAUGGACAAGGCGAUGCAUCCCUUUGUCAUGGACAUGGUACCCCUGGUCAUCAAGGCGCUGCAUUCCGAGCUUUCCGUCUUCCGCUACAUGGCAGCGAAGUGUAUGGCCACGAUCUGCAGCGUUAUGACGGUCGAGGGCAUGACCGCGCUUGUGGAAAAGGUCUUGCCCUCGAUCAGCAACCCUAUCGACCUCAACUUCAGACAAGGCGCGAUUGAAGCGAUCUACCACUUGAUUGCUGUCAUGGGCGAUGCUAUUCUGCCAUAUACCAUCUUCCUCAUCGUGCCCGUCCUGGGCCGCAUGAGUGAUUCGGACAAUGAGAUCCGUCUCAUCGCAACCACAUCGUUUGCUACACUCGUGAAGCUUGUGCCUCUCGAGGCUGGUAUUCCAGACCCGCCGGGGCUGUCGGAGGAGCUCCUCAAAGGACGAGAUCGAGAGCGUACGUUCAUCUCCCAACUUCUCGAUCCCAAGAAGGUGGAACCGUUCAAGAUCCCAGUUGCCAUCAGAGCUGAGCUGCGCUCUUACCAGCAAGAUGGUGUCAACUGGCUCAACUUCUUGAACAAGUAUCAUCUGCACGGUAUUCUCUGUGACGACAUGGGUCUCGGCAAAACGCUUCAAACCAUCUGCAUGGUUUCCAGCGACCAUCACCAGCGCGCUGAAGAGUUUGCGAAGACUGGCGCCCCCGAUGUUCGGCGACUCCCUUCGCUCAUCGUUUGCCCGCCUACCCUCUCGGGUCAUUGGUCGCAGGAGCUGCGGACCUACGCUCCCUUUCUGACCGUGACAGCCUACGUCGGCCCGCCUAGCGAGAGAAAGGCUCUGAAGGACUCGCUCGACAAGACGGACAUUGUGAUCACCAGCUACGAUGUGUGUCGCAACGAUGUCGACAUUUUGGCGCAGUACAACUGGAACUACAUCGUUCUUGAUGAAGGUCACCUCAUCAAGAAUCCAAAGGCCAAGAUCACCAUGGCAGUCAAGCGGUUCCCUAGCAACCACCGAUUGAUUCUGACGGGAACACCAAUUCAAAACAACGUUCUCGAGCUUUGGUCCCUGUUCGACUUCUUGAUGCCAGGUUUCUUGGGAGCGGAAAAGGUCUUCCUUGACCGGUUCGCCAAACCCAUCGCCGCGAGUCGCUUCAGUAAAGCUUCAUCGAAAGAACAGGAAGCGGGUGCCCUGGCCAUUGAGGCCCUGCACAAGCAGGUGUUGCCCUUCCUAUUGCGACGUCUUAAAGAGGAGGUGCUCAACGACCUCCCGCCCAAGAUUCUGCAAAACUACUAUUGCGACAUGAGCGAUCUGCAGAGGAAACUCUUUGACGACUUUACUCGAAAGCAAGGUAAGAAGCUCCAAGAAGAAGCUGGCAAGGACGACAAAGAAGCCAAGUCACACAUCUUCCAAGCUUUGCAAUACAUGCGCAAACUAUGCAACUCGCCAGCUUUGGUAAUGAAGCCAGGUCACAACCUCUACGACGACACGCAGCGUCUGCUGAACAAGCAGGGCACCAGCCUCGAGGACCCAGCUCAUGCACCGAAGCUGACGGCCCUACGCGACCUUCUUGUGGACUGUGGUAUUGGCGUCGAGGGAGCCGAGUCAAACGAUCCCUUGUACCAACCCAUCAAACCGCAUCGUGCACUGGUGUUCUGUCAGAUGAAGGAAAUGUUGGACAUGGUCCAGAAUACGGUUCUCAAGAGCAUGCUGCCCAGCGUGUCCUUCCUCCGACUGGAUGGUGGCGUCGAGGCCAACAAGCGACAGGCUAUUGUCAACAAGUUUAACCAAGACCCUUCGUACGACGUCCUUCUCUUGACGACGAGCGUCGGUGGCCUGGGUCUCAAUCUGACAGGCGCUGACACUGUCAUCUUCGUGGAGCAUGAUUGGAACCCUCAGAAGGAUUUGCAGGCCAUGGAUCGCGCCCACCGAAUCGGUCAGAAGAAGGUCGUCAACGUGUAUCGUCUCAUCACACGCGGCACGCUUGAGGAGAAGAUUCUGAGUCUGCAACGGUUCAAGAUUGACGUGGCGUCGACAGUCGUCAACCAGCAGAACGCAGGCCUGUCGACAAUGGACACGGAUCAGAUUCUCGAUCUGUUCAACAUGGGUGACACCGGGCCAGGUCUUAUCAGCGACAAGCCGAACCCGAUGGAAGGACGAGAAGAGGACAUGGUGGACGUCGAGACGGGUGAUGUGAUCACCAAUAAGCCGGGCGGUAAGAAGGCCUGGAUGGACGAUCUGGACGAUCUCUGGGACAACCGUCAGUACGAAGAGAGCUUCGACCUCGACGGCUUCUUGAAGACGAUGCAGUAGGACGUGGCCGACGGUACGGCGAGGGACACCAGCCUUGCCGGG